Molecule: messenger RNA, 1173 nt
Organism: Lolium rigidum
Lineage: Eukaryota; Viridiplantae; Streptophyta; Magnoliopsida; Poales; Poaceae
Exons: 5
Coding region: 20-859 (279 amino acids)
Source: RefSeq, a predicted model, not a curated record
CGAUCGAGCGGCGCUGGUCAUGGCUCUCCUGCUGCUGCACGGCUGCCUCGCGCCCGUCCGCGCCGCCGCCGCCCCGGCGUUCCGGCGACCGGAGACGACGGGCCAGCUUCGUUACCGGCGGUCGUCUCGGUUCGUGCCGGUUGCCUCGGCCGCCGCCUCCUCGCCGUCCAGCGACGGCGCUUCCGCGGCGGUGCUGCAUGGCUCGGACGGAUCCACUGCCAAGGCGCGCGACUACGGCGGGACCAACGGCGCCGUUUCCGGCACCGCCAGGUCCACCUCCAUCGAGACCACUGUGGAGAGGGUCAUCUUCGAUUUCCGGUUUCUGGCUCUUCUCGCGGUCGCCGGAUCGCUAGCCGGCUCCCUCCUCUGCUUCCUCAAUGGUUGUGUGUACAUAAAAGAGGCGUACAUUUGCUACUGGACGAGCUGCGUCAAAGGUGUUCAUACAGGGCAGAUGGUCCUCAAAGUCGUCGAGGCCAUUGAUGUGUAUCUUGCUGGCACAGUCAUGCUCAUCUUUGGCAUGGGUUUGUACGGGCUGUUCAUCAGCAACGCGUCUAACGAUUUACCUUCUGGAUCGGAUCGGGCUCUUCAGGGAUCAUCACUCUUUGGAAUGUUCGCUCUCAAGGAGAGACCCAAGUGGAUGAAGAUCACCUCCCUGGACGAGCUCAAGACGAAAGUGGGGCACGUCAUCGUCAUGAUCCUGCUCGUGAAAAUGUUCGAGAGGAGCAAGAUGGUGAAGAUCACGACGGGGCUGGAUCUGCUCAGCUACUCUGUUUGCAUCUUUCUCUCCUCGGCUUCCCUCUACAUCCUGCACAACCUCCACCGGCCCGAGCACGAGGAGUCGGUCAUGCCCAACUUGUAGCCGAACCUUAUGACUCGGUCGGGGUUGGGAGCUGGAAUCUGAAGCCAUAGCCUCGUAGUAUGUAUGCAGGUUGAUAUCUGACCGAGGCAUCAAUCCUGAUGUGCUAAGAGCAGAACGAACGAUGCGGAUGUCAUCGGUAGGAAGAACACGUACUACCAAUGUGUGUAAUAGUGUAGCUAGGAGGGAAGAUCAUAUUCAGAACUGUAACACGACAUCUCUGAAUUGUCAAGUGCAUUAGUUCAAACAAAAGAACCAGAGUUUGUAUUAGCUCAUAUAGAGAGCAUCAAAUCACAGCAGCAAAACACAAUUCUCAA